Messenger RNA from Necator americanus (New World hookworm), 1425 nucleotides. RefSeq lists its product as uncharacterized. Gene Ontology annotation, molecular function: gap junction channel activity. The transcript is spliced from 11 exons. Lineage: Eukaryota; Metazoa; Nematoda; Chromadorea; Rhabditida; Ancylostomatidae. Gene Ontology annotation, cellular component: gap junction; plasma membrane. The record is from RefSeq and is a predicted model, not a curated record. Bases 1 to 1425 code for a protein of 474 amino acids.
AUGAACGACUGGAGCGUGGCUAUGUCGAGGCAUUUGCGAAUAAUCUCGCGAGACCCUCUUUACCAUUACCCGCAUGGUACAAGACCAAGUAAGGAUGCCAAUAGCCCAGUGAUGUUCAGAGGAGGGCAUGCCUGUUCAAGAAUGCUCGGCAUUCCAUUUCUUGAUAAUGCAAUAUGGAAUUGGUUUAAGCCUCAAACUUUUGACGAUCCCGUCGAUCGACUCAAUUAUUUCAUUACGUCCACUCUCCUCACUUUCUUUGCUAUAAUGGUUUCUGCUAAACAAUAUGUCGGUUCUCCCAUUCAAUGUUGGAUGCCUAUGGAAUUUAAAGGAGGAUGGGAACAGUAUGCUGAAGACUACUGCUUCAUCCAAAAUACUUUCUUCGUGCCAUUUUAUGAAGAGAUCCCCGCCGAUGAUGAGGAUCGCUCAAAAGCUGAAAUUGGAUAUUAUCAGUGGGUUCCGGUCGUUUUAGCACUUCAAGCUAUAAUGUUCUAUCUACCUAACUGGAUCUGGAAGACGCUUCAUCAACAGAGCGGUAUCGAUUUAAGCACUGCUAUUGAGGAUGCUCGAAAGUUACGCCAAAUUGGUGGAGGUGAGCGCAAGAAGGAAGUAGAAAAAUUGGCCACAUACCUUGAAGAAUGUUUGGAGUUCCAAAGUGAGCGGCGUACGCCCUAUCGCAUCCUCUGCUUCCGAUUUGGAUACGGACUGGGGUCUUACGUUUCUAUGCUGUAUAUUUUUGUCAAAUUUUUAUACUUAGUGAACAUCUUCACGCAGUUUUAUAUACUGAAUAGUUUUUUGGGAAGCGACUACACCUUUUGGGGUCUUCAGACAUUCCGCGAUUUGUGGAAUGGUCGGGAAUGGUUAGAUUCUGGCGUAUUUCCGCGUGUUACAAUGUGCGAUUUCAAAGUUCGCCGCCUUGCAAACACUCACAAAUACACCGUACAGUGUGUACUGAUGAUCAACAUGUUCAACGAGAAGAUUUAUCUCUUUAUUUGGUUUUGGUUUCUGUUCGUUGCUAUUUCAACAGCAAUAAACUUUGGAUACUGUUUUCUGCAAUUAGUUCUAACUUCUUUUCGUGAGAAAUCCACACAAACAUGGCUGUCCUCCCCAAGGCAUGGUGACGAUAGCACUGACAGCUACCGUCAUCAGCAUAUCAUGCGUCGUUUCACCCAUGCAGCCCUUCGUCCAGACGGUGUUCUUUUGCUUCGUUUCAUCGAAGGUCAUGCUGGUGCGAUGGUAGCUCGUGAAAUCACCAUGAAAUUGUUCACGGAUUAUCUUGAGCAGAUGUCGUACAACAACCCAGGACAUAGUCAUUCGACAAAGUCAACGAGCCCGGGCGUCAUCGAUGAUGGUCUUCAUGAAAAUCUCUACAACUCUGAAAAAUUAGGCGGCCUAAUGGCUACUGAUUAUCCAACGAAAAAUAUAUGA